AUGGACGUGGCAGUCAAGCUGCAGGCUAUUCAAUUUUGUUUCGACUGGAUUGUAGCUACGCUGGUCGCUGUGAAUUGGUGCUACAUGUUCAAGAUGUCAUUUCCGGCCACGUCAAAUACCGUCUGGGCCUGGUCUUUAUACACCAUUUUCCUGCUGUUUGCCCUUCCGUUCUUGAAGACCUCGGUCUUGGACCGGCUGGAGAGCGAUGUCCAUAACUACGACAAGAUUACGUUGCAGGGUUGGCGUUACCUGCUGAGCAUCACCUGCGGCACAGCGGUUGGCACUGCGAUGACCGGCCUCGUCUCCUUGACGUUCCCGAAUUUAUCCUCAGUUGAUUUCUAUGGUAUUGGUUCGCCGACAGGAUUUUGCUUGGCGGGUACGGUCACCAUCUCCUUCAUGAUGCUACAGUCCAGCAUGGAGUGGUUGUACCACGUCGGAUUGCCAAGCUAUCCCAAGAACGGCUGGCUCAAGUCCGUGCUGACGAUCCUCCUGUGCUCGAUGUGGAGUACCAUAGGUUACGUUUGGAAUUCUGUUUGGGACAAGGAGUUGUCAAUCAUCAAUGUGUACGUUGCCGGCCAGUACGCCUUCCUUCUUAACAAGACGGGCACUUCGGCUUCGCAGCAGCUGUCCCGAGGGAUAAUGCCAGCAGUCUUGGGACAGCAGCCGACGACUGACCAACCCCCUGCCAAGUUCCAGACAAUCGACGCCUUAAUCUACGCCGACAAUGAUGUCGAUGGUGCAAUUACCGCGAUGGAGUGGAAGGCCUACAAGGCGGCCGUCACUACGCUCGUCGCGGUGGUGAUCCUGUACCUGAUACCCGAUCUGCCGCACGACAAUGACAGACGCUGGUUGACACGGCGCUUUAAGUUGUCCGCUCAGAUGAUCCCCCUUACCGUGGCGGCCUACGCGACAACCGACUGUGGCUACGAUUUCGGCACGGACUACGUGACGGCCCUAACGGGGAGUAGUACUUGGGGCUUGGUGGCCGCGUACGCCUACGCGGUGUUGGUGAGUUGCAUCGUGUGCACAAUCAGUUGCGUCUUCCGCUUCAGGACACGGACGCAGUUCCAGAAGUGGUUGUUCUUGUUGGGUUGCUACGACGUCAGUUUCGCGUGGUGGUACGUCUGGCAGGAGACGCUCUACCAGAUCCAGGGGUACGGCCUGGAUGACCUCCAGGGCAAGUGGUACGCGGGUUACGUUUAUAUCGCCCUCGCGGUCGGUCAAAACAUGCUCACGACGCUGUUCUGGGUCAUGUGCAUCAAGUGGGUGUCCAGGUUCGCGGUGCGCAAGGCAGACGACAGGAGAGGAGAGCGCAGGACCUGGAGAUGGACCUGA
This is a messenger RNA of Prorocentrum cordatum, 1335 nucleotides long. Lineage: Eukaryota; Dinophyceae; Prorocentrales; Prorocentraceae. The record is from the annotation of a GenBank genome assembly.